GCGCAGCCCGGCUCGGCUCGGCGCAGCCCGGCACCGCCCGCCGAGCCCCCCGCCUGCCUCCCGCCCACCCCCGCGCCGCCAUGGACGGGGGCGCCUUCGGAGCGGGGAAAGCCGGCGGCGCCUUCGACCCGCAGGCCUUCAUCCGGCAGCCGCAGACCAUCCUGCGGUUCGUCUCCUGGGUGUUCUCUAUCGUGGUGUUCGGCUCCAUUGUCAAUGAAGGGUACGUGAACCGCAUGGAUGAGUUAGAAGAGCACUGCAUUUUCAACCGCAAUCACAAUGCCUGCAACUAUGGCAUUACCGUGGGUGUCCUCGCCUUCCUCAGCUGCCUUCUUUACCUGGCUCUGGAUGCCUACUUCCCGCAGAUCAGCAGCGUCAAGGACCGCAAGAAGGCAGUGCUCUCGGACAUCGGAGUCUCGGCCUUUUGGGCAUUCCUCUGGUUUGUUGGCUUCUGCUUUCUAACCAACCAGUGGCAAGCUUCAAAACCAGAGGACAACCCACUGAAUGAGGGAGGAGAUGCAGCCCGAGCAGCCAUCACAUUCUCAUUCUUCUCCAUCUUUACCUGGGGCUUCCUGGCAUUUCUGGCUUUCCGGAGACUCAGAGACAUUAAUUUUCAGGAGGAAUACAAUACCCUGUUCCCUAACUCCCCAUCCUUGCUGCCUUAGUGCCCUUUGCUGAUGGGAGAAUUUGGGGGAAGGGGUGGAGGGAUGCAGCUGGAGGAGGUCACUGAGCAGAGCUGGUUCCAAUGCCCUGACUAUCAGUGUGUGGUCACUGCAGGGCAUGGGAUGGGAAGAUAUGGACCAUUGAAUUGGUGUGGGGCUGUCCAUUGAACAGGGCAUCUCCCUUUGGAAGGUUGGAACUGGCAAUUUCUUCUCCUCUUCUGCUCCCUUCUCUCCCUCACCCGUACCUUAACUAAUGCUACAUAACACCACUGUGCCUUUAUUUGAUGACUGCUCGGACUUAAUACUUCAGCCAGGAGAUGCCCUCUGCUCCCAUCGUUUUCUCUUCCAUUUCUUCCCAAACCUCAUUCCCCAAAAAUCUCUCCCUCAUCACCUGCUAGACUGCUCACCUCUCAGGGAUGCUCUGGGACAAUGAGCCACGCCUGCUGAACCCUGUGCCACCCUGCUCCCCCAGUCCACCAAAAGGUGCCCUGCCUGCAGUGCCUGAGGCAGGAGACAGCAGUUUACUUGCGAACUGUCCCCUGGUUUGGGAAGCAGCUGCCUUGCUUCCUGCUGCUCCUUCCUAAGGUCUGUGCUACAUCUUGUGGAUAUUGACUGAUGAAAGUGUUUCAGGGGGUGACCUCUACCUCAGUACUUGGUGUCAAAUCCUGCUCUCCUUACUGGCCUUUACAAGUUAAAUGGCCUGGUAUGCGCAGCCCAGCAGCUGAGCCCUCUGGUGUUGCUGAGGCAGAUUGCCUUCCCACAGCCAGGAGGGGCUGACUGGGAUAACCACGUGCCAACUGUGCCUCCGCGACCUGUGCGAUGUUGGUGAAACGCCACCGGCAGACAGGAGGUGCCCUGAACAUCCCAGAGAAAGCAGGGAGCCUUGGCAGGCUGCACACAGUCAGCUGGUCUUGCAGCCAUCCUUGUCCAGUCCUCCUCUCUCCCUGUGGGCUCGUGCUUUCUGUGGGAGAGUGUGGACUUCCAUGCUCUUGGGGCAUUUCACCGGCAAUCUGCCAGAUGGGCCUUGCACACUAAUCCAUAACCACUACUAACACCACUUUUGUUUGUUUCUCUUUUCCGGUACGUUCCUCCUCUCUUUCCUCUUUCCUCCCCUCUGUGCUUCCCAUCUCCUCCCUUCACCUCCUCCCUUAAAGGUGGGCCAGGCAUUCCUGGCGUAUCAGCGUUUCCAGCUGGGUGCCGAUUCGGCCCUCUUCUCCCAGGACUACAUGGACCCAAGCCAGGACUCCGGCAUGCCUUAUGCUCCCUACACGAACGAGGAGGAUGCUACAGAUGCGGUGGGGACAUACCAGCAGCCCCCUCCAGCAGAUGCUUUCGACACCGAGACACAGGGGUACCAAACGCAGAACUACUGAGCCACCGAUGCCCCUUUCCCUUCCCCUUUCCCUUCUGCCCCUGCUCCCACUGCCGGCAGAAAGCCGAGGCACAAACAAGACACGUGCAUAGUGGUACAAGAGGUGGCUCUCAGCUAUGCUCCAGCCUUCUGGGUCAUCUAUUUUUAUUUAUUGUUUUUAAAAAAGGCAAAAAAAAAAAAGGAAAAAAGGUUUCCCCAUCACCUAUUCCUUCUCUCCCACCAAGCUACCUGCCAGAAUCAAUUUUUUCCAAAAUCUGCAUUUUGAUAGGAAGGUCCCUCCUUUCCUCCUCUCCCUCCUGUCUUGUUACAGAGGGCAGAGUCUGUCUUGUGGACAGGAGAGGAUCUAUGGCACUGGCAGGGCAGGGGAAAGGGUGUUGGAGGCAGAACAGAAGAAAUGAGAGGGACUGGGGACCUUCCUAGAAGAGAUGGUAUCACUAAAGGUUGGAGUAGAUGUGGGAGCAUCCAAACUGGUCUGGAGCACCUGGUGGCUCAGGGAGGAGAAUGGUGUUGGAGUCAGCAUUGAAGAGUGUGAGGAGGGGCCUGGAUCAAUGUCCUCCAUGUAAAGACAGGGGGGCUUUUCCCUGCCACAUGCUAGUGAGGGAGGGGUGCUUUAUUUUUAGAGGGUUUGGGAGAAAUGGUAUUGGGGAUAGGGAGGAGCACAAGGAGAGAAAAUGGGAAGGGAAAACAGAAGAUUUGCAGGUACAAUCAGAAAUCACAGGCCCGUCUGUAGGUUACAGCAAGAGACUUAGCAGAGUGGAGGGGGAGUGCUGUGAGAUUCACUCUUUCCUCAGCCCCCGUGGAUUGAGGUGGAGGUGAUUCCCCUCACCUGUACAUCCUGCUAGUCACUGCUUUUCCCAGACCAGUGUUUGAUGAGGCAGGAGGGGAGCCAUACACAGUCUCUGGGCCCAGAUACAGUGCCUGUGGGAGGCAGGAUGGAGGAGGUGGGCUUCUAGAGGGCCCUGAGAGCCUUCAACCCCAGCUGGGCUGGUUCAAGGGGGAGAGGGCAGCUUUGUCAUUUCACCCAGGGCUGGAGGAGGAGAAAGAUAGUUUUGCUCCUCAGGUCCUGCUGAACCUUCCUCUAUUCCUCUGUUCCUUUACAAUAGUAAAAAGCCUCUUGCUGACACCAUCUCUGUAGCACGCAGGAAUGGAGCAGGACCCCACUUAGAAAGAAGUACUGCUGCUGGGAUGGCCAGCAGGUGUCUGGCUCUUGCAGAGGGGUGCAGGGAAGGGUGCAAGCUGGGAAGGGUCCUACCCUGUACGGCUGCGCUUUGCCUCCCACUCAGAUAGGGAGGAGGUCUUGGUGUGCAGAGAAUUGUUUUGGGCCAGACUGAGUUGUCUGAAAACUGGACUUUCUGUACUUGCCAUAGACCUUAGUCUAUGAUCUUAGUGCUCUUCUGCAACAUCUCAGAUCCUGGCUGACUUAAAAGCCUCGACUAGGUGGCAGCAGUGACUCUUAGAUAGAGCUUCUAUGCUCUACAUUCCACACUGCUCAUGAUUUUGCUCUAAGUAAAGACACAACUGUGGAAGCCCACUCUCUGUUUCAAGUUAGAAGUUAGGUCUGUGUGUGAAGACAGAUUCCCAUAUUUCCCCUACAUGGAAAUAAAUCAGCAAUAGCUACCUAGACAAUUCUGCCAGGCACAGACAUAUCUCAGAGCACAAGAAGCAGGCUUUACCUUGCAGCAGUGAGGAGGUCCAUCCCCCAGGCAGUCACCCUGCUUGAUGCAACACUAGUCUCAGUGGCAGAGAUCAGGAACAGAUCCAAAAUCUGCUGGUGCCCACAAUGAACCUUCAGCCUAUUCCUCAUAUUCCCCCUAGGAGUGGGGAGAAUGGGACAUAGGUCUGGCUUGUGGCUGUGAACAUCUCAUUUGGAGGACACCAAGGUUACCAGUUCUUCCCUCCUCCCAGCGCCCCACAAAGAUAGGGAAGGGGUAGAAACUGUAGAGCAGCAGGCCCCCAGAGGGAAGUGGAGCAGUGUUCUCCUCUCUACACAGGCACUGUUGCUCCCUGCUCCUACCAGCACACUUGUGCUGCCAGUGGCUGUCCCCAUGGCUUGUCCUCCACAGGCUUGCCCUGCCUUGGUGGUGGUGACCCACUGCUGAGGACAGGAGCAGGGGAUGAGGUAGCCCUAGGGACACAGCAGGAAUGACUGGGCACAGGCACACAUCCUUUGCUCUGUGGCUAUAAGUGAAUGCAAUACUGUAAAUAGGAGAGGUGCUUUUUGGAAGGAAGCCCCUUGAGCUUCAGUUUCUGUGGGUUCAGCCUAAUAUUUAGGCUUGGGACGGGUUUACUUUAUUGAGAGAGGUUUGUUGUGACUGGAUGUGGGGGGACACCCUCCUGUCUGUCUCCCACCAGGGGAGAAGAAUGAUUGAAUGACAAGGUGGAGGAGGAGAGAAAUUAGUUGUACUCACCCAGACUCAUCUGCGUCAUGCUUUCCUUUGGGGUGUGGGGAGGGAACCAAGAGGAGGUGGAGGCUUUAAGUAGCCAUCCCUCAGCACAAAAAUGUGUUGUACCUUCUGGGAGAUCCCUCUCUCUGAGUGACUAGGCACAUAAGGAGAGGUAUGGGAGUAUGUGGGGGAUCUGUUGUGGGGUGUGGUGCAGGAGCAGCUUGCAUGCCCCUCCUCCCAUCAGAGUUAUGUAGGUGUCUAAACACCAUUUGGGGCUGACUAAUGAGCAAGCUUUUCUUUAUCCUCUUGGGCUUGCUUCCCUCAUGUAACCAGCUGAUGGGCUCAGGUGGGCUUGAGGCAGGAAUGAGCCUCCCCCUCUGAGCACCACUUCAGUGAGACAUGAGCCAGGUGACUUCAUCUUGGGUUACCUCCCAUCUCGCUCUUCUCCUUGCUUUGUGUCAUAAGAAAAGCAUUAAUGUGACAGGGCACUCUACAACAUUAGAUACUUGGACAACUUGUUUUGCUCAUGGGAGAAGACAUACUCUGCUUGGGUUCAUGUGCUUUCAGCCUUUGCAGUGGAGGGUUGGUGGUGACUGACCUGGGAGUGGGAUUCUGCUUGUUUGCAUGUAGCCCUUUAAAAUGCAAAGUGCAAUUUCCAUUGGCAUUUGGCUGGUUCUGUAGCUGAUGAGACAUACAGACCUACCUAAAGGGCUGGUUAUCUUAUCUUAGGUGCUUCUGAUAAGGCACUGCCUUAUUUCUGGUGAUCAUAGGCAAGACCUGAGCAGCUGACUGGGACAUGUCCCUUUUACAUUCUAAGUGUGGGUGAGAUCAGCCCUACUCUAGAGAUUAGGAGAUCAGAGGGGAGGCUGUAUAAGCAAAAUGAUAAGGUGGCUUUCUUCCCCCUCUGCCAUUUGUUCCAAUUAGAGAUCCACAUUAUAGGAUUACACAUCCCUUAUUGAGAGCAAUGGCCCCUUGAUGUCUUCUUAUCUUACGAAGCCCACAAGUAAGGGACUGUUUUGUGGAAGCAGAGGCUGUGAAGGGCAAAGAGAUGAUGAAACCUUGCCCCAGUUCUGUCUCCUCAGUACAGCCUCCUGAUGUGUCCCCAUCCCUGGAUCACCCGUAUCCCCAUCACCCUGUUCAUCACCUCAUUACAUGCCCUUCCUCUCUGCGUUAUUCCUGGCAGUUCCCACAGGGGAGGAGGUGUCUUUGUCCCUGUACCCUUGCAAGCACUUGGGAGGACCCAGGAAGGCAGCAUUGCAGGGUGGUUCCCACAGGAGUCUCAGCUCCCAUCCCCAGAGCAGGUACAAGGUAAGGAACCCAGUGAGGCCACCUCAUGCAGCAAGUUCAAACCAUCCAUCCAGACAACUCCCUGCUGCCUGUGUGGCAUUUGUAACACCACCUGGGCUGCUCUGCCCUUUCCCCUGCCACAUUACUGCCUGUGUAUAGUAUAUAUAUUAUAUAUAUAUAUAUUUAAAAAGAUGUAUAAUAUAAAGCUAUACAUAUAUGCGUAUAUAUGAUGACUCAUGGAUGGCCUGCCGCAUACAGGAUCCUCUGAGUGGUCUUGUCUAAGCCCGAGUGUCCCUUCACCCCUCCUCCCCCUCCCCCUGCCCCUCUCCGUUCCAAAAUUCAACUACAGCAAACCCCGCCACCUCGGCACCUGUGUUUACAAUGUCCUAUAUAUUUGUGGUUAACAAAGUGAAGGUGGUAACUACUGGUGUCUCAAUAAAAUUAUGACGUUCAAAAUAACCAUA
Molecule: messenger RNA, 6166 nt
Organism: Parus major (Great Tit)
Lineage: Eukaryota; Metazoa; Chordata; Aves; Passeriformes; Paridae
Gene: SYNGR1
Product: synaptogyrin 1
Exons: 4
Coding region: 81-662 (193 amino acids)
Cellular component (GO): neuromuscular junction; synaptic vesicle membrane
Source: RefSeq, a predicted model, not a curated record